Messenger RNA from Callorhinus ursinus (northern fur seal), 3110 nucleotides. The record is from RefSeq and is a predicted model, not a curated record. Lineage: Eukaryota; Metazoa; Chordata; Mammalia; Carnivora; Otariidae.
AUGUGGAUUUCCUCCACCCCCAUUCCAGGCCAGGCCCUUCACCGGAUCCUGCGGAGGAAGGAGCCGGGCAGCACACAGGAUCCUGCCCCAGUGGAGCUCAGAGCCCACAGGGAGGUGCAGACAGACACGGGGAAUCCCAGCAGGACAGGAUCCAUGCAGCGGGAGGUGGCAGCUGAGCCAGGCUGGGGCCCUGAGAGCAGCUGCUCAGAGAGGGAUGUCUGUGUAGGGGAGAAGAAGAAAGGAGGGGUGGGGAAGCAGUUUUGUGAAGAACCCAAACCUGGAGACCUGAUCCGGAUUUUCCUUGGCUAUGAACACUGGGCCAUCUAUGUGGGAGACGGUUAUGUGAUCCAUCUGACUUCUCCAAGUGAGUACCUGGGGGCUGGCUCUGGCAUCAUCUUUUCCAUUCUGAGCAACAGGGCGGUGGUGAGACAGGAGCUCCUUCAGGAAGUGGUGGGGAGCUGCCCCCAUAGGGUCAACCUCUUGGACUACAAGUGCAGACCACGGCCUGUGAAGCUGAUCUCCUGCUCUGCGAGGGAGAAGACUGGUCAGGAGAUGAAGUACAGUGUUCUGGGCAGGAGCUCUGAGGACUUUGUUACCAACCUGAGAUAUGGUGAGCCCAACAGCAGGCAGGUAAGGCUCUCUUUGAGACAAUCCUUCUUUCUCCUGGAGGUCCCCCUGGGGUGGCAGUGACCAAGCUGUGCAGCCAGAGGGGAGAAUUACCAUGACCCACUGGCUGGGAGUCAGGAUGUAUGAGCUCAAAUCUUCAAUCAGCUUCUGAUCCACUGGGGGUCUGUGGACAGGCCACUCCCUCCCUGGGCCUCAGUUUCCCCAUGUGUAGGAGGAGGAGUUGGACGGAGGACCUCUGGAGGCCUGCCAGCCUGACCUUCUAGGAUCCUUCGCCCGUAGGAUCCACCCUAAAGGCAGCUCUUGAUGCCCCCAAAUGAUGUCAGAAAGAGUGUGGGCCAAGCCAGCACCAGGACAGAUCUCCUAAGGUCCCAGAGAGCACUCAGGCAAGGGAUGCUCAAGAUCCAUGGGCCUAUGUACGAGCUCAAGGAUUCAUUUAUGGAAGAUCUGGGGCACAGCUUCCCCACCCACCCCUUCUGGCUUCCACAUGUGUUCUCCCCAAACCACACAGCUAAUAAGUGGCAGAGGCAAGAUUCCAACCCCAGCUGUCCUUCUCUAGAGUCUCUGCUCCUUACCGCCGUACUGAAGCACCUGCAGGGCUCCAGGCCCAGGAGAUCGGGUGGACGGAGGCCCCUGGAUAAGAUGAGGAUGAGGAUGAAGAUGGGAGCAGCAGGUUUGAGGAGGGAAAUGAAGAUUUUGGAUGUGGUUGGCGAUGGGUGGUCAUUAGAGCUCCUGGUGGCAAUGUUGAGUAACAGUUGGACCUAGGAGUCUGGAGUUGAGGGUUGAGGUGGGGCUGGAGAUAGAAAUUUCCAGGCAGUGCACAGUGCAUAGUGAACCCAGAGUAUGCUUCCUGUGGCCAUGGUUUCCUGAAGUUUCUCCUCAGCUUCUGCCACAGUCCCUCCCUCCCCAGGGCUGUAGUGUAGCCCACACUGCAGAGCAGUUCCCAGGCUCAGCCCCAGAGCUCUGCCCCACCGCAGAAACAAAGCACAACCCCUCCCCGCUUCCCACCCUGAGUCAGGAACGGAUGUGGUCACCCAGUUAGCUCACAAAAAAGGAUCCCAUCCGCCCAUCCCGCUAGUUGUCAGGAGAGGCCCAGACAAGACCACCACUAAGAGGCCUCCUCAACUUACAGGUCUCCUAGGAAGUAGGUCCCCUGUAACCCAGCCAGCAUCUUCCUAGGAGAGGACUCUGGGCUGGCAGCUCAGCGGGAGGGAGGAUGAAUGUAGCCCCCAGGCCCUUGGGAGGGAGGGAGAACCUGUCUGCACUUGCUGUGGAUGCUGACCAUGUGCUACUCACUUUCAUGUGGCAUAUGCCCUGACUGGAGGAGGGGCGACCCUGGCAAUGAGCCUUCUAGGUGUUGUUGGAUACUUUCUUUUGAAGAGCUAAUCCCCAAACCAGUGACAGCCUGAAGGAGCCCCAAAUCCUGCAACUACACAGACCAGUGCAGACACCCCAGGGCUCCGCUGUCUGCGAGACCCUCGCCCUCGGGCCACCUAGGUUCUGUCUCUCCCUUUCCCUCUCUCACUGGCUGAAGGAUGGGCUAAUUGUACCAAGACCAAAGAAUCAGUAAGUGUAUCUUCAGAAGGACUUCCACCACAAGUAGUUUUCUAGACUUCUGAACCAGAAAGGAAGAAAGGAACAUUAAUUUGGCACCUGUUGGGUCUUCCCAGCAAUUUCUAGCUAAGUGACCUUGGGAAAAUCUCUUGACUCUCAGAGCUUGGGUCCCAACCUUCUCUGGGUUGGGGGUAAUGAUCCACUUUCCACUGAUGUUGUCAGGAUUAAGUAAGGUCAUGUGGAGAAGUCACCCCCCCCAUGAUGUCUGGUGCCUAGCUAGUAUUCCGUGGAGUGUCUACAUCCUUCCACCAAGACUCACCAUUGUUGUCAUGACACAUCAUUCAUUUCACUGUUGGGAUGCCAAAAAAAAUCCAAACCCAACCGCUGAAUUCUGUCCCGCUGUAGCCACACCACCUGGUGCUUGAACCCCCCGACUCUGCGAACGCAGUUCCCAACGUCUUCCCAAGCACCUCCUUUGCUCAGCUCUCCUUUUAGCUUUCUUUGUCAACUCCAAGUCCGGUGCUCAUCGUCUGUGACUACCAGAUGGAAGUAUAUACACUUUCCCUGCCUAACCUGCCAGGGCUCAAGCUGCCCCUAGGUUGAAUGCUGAACAUUAGCCACCUUGACUUUUAGGGCACUGAAAGACUGUGCAUGCGGCUCUAAUGAUGUGUCAUUACACAUUUGUCCAGACCCACAGAAUAUCCAACAUCGAGAGUGGAUCCAAAGGUGAACUGUGGACUUUGGGGCAUUAUGAUGUGUCCGUGUGGGGUCAUCAAUUGUAACAACAAUGGACCCUCUGCUGAGGGAUGUUGAUAGUGGGGGAGGCUGUGCGUGGGGCAAGCAAGGCGUGUCCAGGAACUCUCUGUACCUUCCUCCUAAUCGUGCUGUGAAGCUAAAAUGGCUCUAAGAGAUAAAGUCUUUUGAAAAAAUUA